AUGGAUCUGAAUUCCUGCCUCCUCUCUCUGGGCUUCCUGGGGAUCUUUGUGUCGCCAGGCUGCUCGGGGGCUCAGGGAAAAUUUGCCUACAAGCUGCUCCAUGACUUGUUUGCCAACUACUCCAACGCUCUGCGACCGGUGGAGGACACGGACCGGGCGCUGAACGUGACCCUGCAGAUCACCCUGUCCCAGAUCAUCGACAUGGACGAGAGGAACCAGGUCCUGACUGCCUAUCUGUGGAUCCGGCAGGUGUGGGUGGACGCCUACCUGACCUGGGAUAAGGACGAUUACGAUGGGAUUGACACCAUCCGCAUACCUAGUAGUUACGUAUGGAGACCUGACAUAGUCCUGUAUAACAACGCCGACGACCAGUUCACGGGAUCCAUGGAGACCAACGUGGUGAUCCGCUACGACGGGCAGGUGAUGUGGGACUCCCCUGCCAUCACCAAGAGCUCCUGCAAGGUGGACGUCUCCUAUUUCCCCUUCGACGGGCAGCAGUGCCGACUGACCUUCGGCUCGUGGACCUACAACGGCAACCAGAUCGACCUCCUGAACGGGCUGGACACGGGCGACCUGACGGACUUCGUGGACAACGUGGAGUGGGAGGUGCUGGGCAUGCCAGCCAAGAGGAACGUCAUCAUCUACGGCUGCUGCUCGGAGCCCUACCCUGAUAUCACCUACACGCUGCUCCUCAAGCGACGCGCCUCCUUCUACAUCUUCAACCUGCUCCUGCCCUGUAUCAUGAUCUCCUUCCUGGCCCCGCUGGGCUUCUACCUCCCAGCCGACUCCGGGGAGAAGGUCUCCUUGGGGGUGACGGUCCUUCUGGCGCUCACCGUCUUCCAGCUGCUGGUGGCAGAGAGCAUGCCGCCCUCCGAGAACGUGCCGCUGAUCGGGAAGUAUUACAUCGCCACCAUGACCAUGAUCACGGCCUCCACCGCGCUGACCAUAUUCAUCAUGAACAUUCACCACUGCGGCCCAGGAGCCAAGCCCGUGCCCAAGUGGGCCAAGAAGUUCAUCCUGCAGUACAUGGCCCGGCUAUUCUUUGUCUACGAGGUGGGGGAGAGCUGCAAAAGUCCCAAACGACAACUGGGCCACCUGCCCACGGUCCAGGUGGUGAGCGGCAGGGCCACCAAGGAGGAGCAGAAAGCCCAGACAACGGAGGAGGACUCGGACGCGACGUACCGGGAGAAGUCUCCGCAGCAGGAGUUGCUGCCGCAGAAAUUCAGCAGUCCCUCUGGCCAGCAGGACUGGAAAGAGACCGGGACACAUACGAACCUAGAGUGCGGCCGGGAGGGGCAGCAGCACCAAGUCUGUGUGAAGAGCCCGUGCCUUUGCCACCACAACAGCCUGAUGAGGAACGUCGAGUACAUUGCCAACUGCUUCCGGGACCAAAAGGCGGCUCAGAAACGGAGCGGUGAGUGGAAGAAAGUGGCCAAGGUCAUGGAUCGCAUCUUCAUGUGGAUCUUCUUUAUUAUGGUCUUCUUCAUGAGCCUGCUCAUCAUGGCCAAAGCCAUCUGA
Molecule: messenger RNA, 1518 nt
Organism: Emys orbicularis (European pond turtle)
Lineage: Eukaryota; Metazoa; Chordata; Testudines; Emydidae
Gene: CHRNA10
Product: cholinergic receptor nicotinic alpha 10 subunit
Exons: 5
Coding region: 1-1518 (505 amino acids)
Biological process (GO): signal transduction; monoatomic ion transmembrane transport; regulation of membrane potential
Cellular component (GO): plasma membrane; postsynaptic membrane; neuron projection
Molecular function (GO): acetylcholine-gated monoatomic cation-selective channel activity; transmembrane signaling receptor activity
Source: RefSeq, a predicted model, not a curated record